AUGGAUCUGACGAGCACCGCUGGUGUCUCCUGCCGAGUGUGGCUUCCCGACUCAGUGUUGGCUGCCGGGGCGAAGCUGAAAGAAGCGUUGGAGGGCAUAGGCAGUGCCAACAUCGAGCACCUUCGGAGGAAGCACAUCGGCGCCAAAUUCAGCGUGAAAGGUCAACCUUCCACAGAACCCGCACCAUGGCGACGACUCCACGUGGUUGUGACGUGUCCCACUGCACAAAUGCUUGCGAAGGCCCAAGCUGAUGUGGUGGAUCUUUGCGAAACGGCUUGUGAUGUCGCUGCAGAUAUCUUGGGACUAACGGAUGACCAGGUGCAGGAUGCUUUCGAAAAGAUUCGAGUGGAAAGGCAAGAGUCCACGAGGAUAGAAGGACCUUUGCAAUUCCCCUUGCCAAUGCCAGCGCUCGUCAACACAGCGGCCUUGGACACGAGUUCUAUCUGGCAGCGUGAUGAGUCACCCAACCCCAAACAGGCCUCGCCAACCUUGUGGUCGCCUUCCGAAGCCGAUGCAGCACCUUUGCUUGCGCAGCAGGGGCUUGGCACUACUCCAAAAAGUGCGACACCAGCGGUCAUGCCUCCUCGCCCGAAAGUUCGUGGCAUCCCUGCAGCUUUUGCAGGGCGGCUACCUCGCACUGUGGAGCCCAUGUCGCUCCCGACGCCAACGGCGAUGAUGCAAGGUCUGCAAAUGGCGCCUCCGACGCCGCUGCCCGCCCGUCCUCCAAUAGCGAUGAAUGCACCGCUCACACCAGUGCCAUUGAUUCCGACACCUCCAGCAUCGGCAAUUCUCACCCCGCCUGCAUCGGAGCUACCUGGCGGUCCUCACAUGCUCGAUGCACACCUCGAGGUGGCGAGGUUGGCCCAGGCAUGGCUCGAGCGAGGCCGCAAAGACGAGACCGGGAGGCCCAAGAAACGGGCCCGGACCAGAUUGGAGUCUGAUCCUUACUUGCUUCGCGCACACACAGAGGAUCCAUAUUUGACGAUGCUGAAAGAGGCAGAAGCGGAAGAUGGCAUGACACUGCCAGAGGACAGCCCCAUGCCCCCGCCCAACAGCAUUGUGGCCCACAAGCGCAAGGCGAAGAUGCAGGCAAUUCCUGGUUCAGGCCCAAUAAAGGUGGGGCAAGAGGCCCAGCAGGUGGACGAAGAGUCCAAGUCAAAUUCCUCAACAUCGGAGUCGGACUCCGACUCAGAAGGAGAGGAGUCGGAGGAACCUGACGAUGAUGAGGUUGAGGAACUGGACGAUGCUGCCGUUCCUUCAGCAUCAAGUGCGGCAGGAGUUGAGGUACAUCUGGGUUCUGAGCCACGGUUGCAGCUGUACAAGCUUGGAGCCAAGUGUUGCGACGUCCUCGCACAUUUCGUGGGUGGCAACGAAAAUUCACUUCCAGAAAGUCACCGGCUGGACAUCGAUCAGCGGGUGCGCCUCGAACACUGUCGGAGGCACCUGCAGUGGGCGGAUGACCUCACCACAGUCUGGCAUUUCUCCUUAUCAGAAGGUCGCGAGCAGGAUGCCUGGGCUGCUCUUCGUAACUAUUUCGUCUCCCGCAAGCGCGUGGGGCUGGCGGAGCUGCCUCGGAGCGUGGUGUACAUCGUGCCUCCAGACCAAGAGUUCCUUUCAGAGCUGGGUCUCCCUGCCGCGGCGGAGAGCUUGGCUGGAAGCUUGCUGGGUCUCCAGGUCCCCCUGUACCAGUCCGAGGGCAACCCUCAAGAUCGAGAUCCUGAGCCUGUCCCGACAAAGCCGCCUCCCGAGCCACCAACAGCGAUGCAAGCAGCACCGGAAGUGGCGGGAGAGCCGGAAGCAUCGGUACCGCCGGCACAGGCUUCCCAAGGCCUUCCUGCAGAGCCUUCGCUUGAGCUCCAGACUGAAGCAAGAGCACGGCAAGGAAAUGUGGAAGGCAUGCCUGCCGAAGCACCUUCAAAGUCUCUGCCUGAUCAGCGAAGCGACCUCCAAGCGCCGUUGGACGACUUGGUCGAGAGGCUUGAGGAGAGAAGUAGACAGGUGGUACAGGAUGGGCAAGCUGGAGGCAUCCCCGAAACAUGCGACGCGACCUCACAAGCGCAGAUAGGAGAAAAGCAGGACGCUGUGAUCGAAGCGGCUGGUCUUCCUGAAGGUGCUGGCGAUGAGACUCCUGCUGAGCUUGCCAUGCAGGCAGCGGUCGUCAGCCGGACCACAACGGACACAUGCUCGAAAGCGGAGCCAAUCCUGGAUUCUUCAGAGAAGACUGAAGACGGCGAAGCAAACGGCAGCCAGCAUCCCGACGAUUCCAGUGUUGGCGCCGUCCCGCUUGAAGAAGACUUGUCCCGGUAG
Symbiodinium necroappetens is the source of this 2307-nucleotide messenger RNA. NCBI's taxonomy places the organism in Eukaryota, Dinophyceae, Suessiales, Symbiodiniaceae. The record is from the annotation of a GenBank genome assembly.